AUGGAGUUGGCCAACGGGACCGGAGUGCAGGAAUUCAUUCUGAUGAGCUUUGGGGGUGGACAGCAAAAGCAGAUCUUGCUCCUUGUCUUUUUUACCAUUCUCUAUGUGCUCACUUUGGCUGAGAACAUCACCAUAAUUGUCCUGGUGCUUUUAGACACCCAUUUGGCCCGGCUUCCCAUGUACAUCUUACUGAGCAACUUCUCCUGGCUAGAAAUGUGUUAUGUGAGUGCCACAGUGCCCCGGAUGCUCUUUGACCUGACAUUCCCUCAUGGAAUCAUUUCCUUCCAUUCCUGCUUCCUCCAAUUCUAUAUUUUUUUCUCACUAGGCAGCACCGAAUGCUUCUUCCUCUCAGCCAUGGCUUUGGAUCGGUACUUGGCCAUCUGCUACCCUCUGCAAUACUCACAAAUUAUGUCCCAAGACUUCUGCUAUGCUCUAGUACUUACUUGUUGGGUUCUUGGUUUCCUGUGGCAUGUUUUUCCUGUCAUACUGAUUUCCAAGUUGUCCUUCUGUGGCCCCAAUGUCAUUGACCAUCUCUUGUGUGAUCCUGGGCCAAUUCUGUCCCUGGCCUGCCCCCCACUAGGAAUUGCCCCCAAAGUCUGUGAGGUUUUUAUGAAUGCUGUGGUUUUAGGCAAUGCCUUCUUUGUCGUGCUGUCCUACAGCAUUGUAAUUCUGACCCUACUGAAAGCUUCUUUCCAAGGCAGCCGUAGAAAGGCCUUCUCCACCAUAUCUUUCCAUCUUGUGGUGGUAACGCUUUUCUAUGGCUCAGUGGCAGCCGUGUACUUAACUCCAGCUGGAAAAAGUCAAUCGGAGAUGACUAAAGCAGUGACGGUUUUCUACACAGCCAUUACACCCUUUCUCAACCCCUUGAUCUAUUGUCUGAGGAAUGAUCAGGUGAAGGAGGCCCUCCAUAGGUUGCUGAGAAAAAAGGUAUCUAUAUAA
This is a messenger RNA of Eublepharis macularius, 939 nucleotides long. Its product is annotated as olfactory receptor 11H6-like. Lineage: Eukaryota; Metazoa; Chordata; Lepidosauria; Squamata; Eublepharidae. Gene Ontology annotation, biological process: G protein-coupled receptor signaling pathway. Gene Ontology annotation, cellular component: membrane. The record is from RefSeq and is a predicted model, not a curated record. The transcript has a single exon. Gene Ontology annotation, molecular function: G protein-coupled receptor activity; olfactory receptor activity. Bases 1 to 939 code for a protein of 312 amino acids.